AUGAGCGCGCUCUGCGAGAGUUACUACUCCAGGGAAAAGGUGUUCGUGGAAAGCUUCGCGUGUCCGAAGGCGGGGGGCGACUCCACGGCCGUCUUCUGCUGCGGCUUCAGUGACUUAAAGUACUGCUGCGAUGACCCGAACAGCUUCUUCCCAUACGAAUAUGGAUACAUGUGGUGGCUGAGCCUCGGCGCUCUUGUGGGUCUUUCUGUCGCAGCCGUGGUCCUUCUCGCUUUCAUCAUCACUCUGUGCGUCCUCUGCUAUCUGUUUGUCACCACCAAACCCAGAGGUCUGGACAGCGGACUCCCUCUUCGAGCGCCAGAUGUGUUGGUGAGUCAACAAGGAGCUGGAACGAGCCACAGUAGCGCCCCCUCUGGUCCCCAAGGCCUCAGGAAACACUUUGUGAGAGGCAAGCUAGACUGUGACAACCAGCAACCAGACCCAGACCGCCUUUUUCAGCGCUGCUUCAUGGCCACCGUUACAUCCAUCAAUGUGGAGAACCCUGCAUAGGGAAAACAUGGUUAUUGUUCAGUUCUUUAUUUUGUAUCUGCACCAAUGUUUGGUUUCAAGAAACAAAAAAUAUAUAAUAUGAUUAGAUCAGUUAGCAGGUGGAGAAACUUUUUCAUGGCUCUAGUUAAUUGGGAAGUUGAAACUUAGAUUUUGACAGGUAACCUUUAGCAUCUCUAAGCUUUAAGAAAAUCCUUAUAAAUUGUUCCGAAAUAUAUGUUUUGAUAUAAAAAAGUUCAUUUAUCCAAUGCAAACAAUAAAAAUCAGGAAUUAUACUUCUUAGUCUUUCAAAGCUAUGUAUGAUGGAGAGAAAGCUAAGACUCCUAAUAGCAGAGAAGUGAGUUUUUUUUUUUUCUGAGUACUAAAAAUCACCUAAUGCUUAGAAACCAAGGUGUUAAUACUAAUCCGAUCUUCUUAUUUAUCUCUUUAUCUAAAGCAAAAGAACGUGAGCAAGGCAGCUGUUAAUUCUGCUCUGUCCUGUAAUAAGAAAUCAAUGUUCACUUUAUAAAAUAUCUAGAAGCUGCCACCCUCCUUUGAGAUCCGGAUAGAUGUAAUGUCACAGUCUAUUAGCACAUUCUGCUCAUCAUUUUUCAACCCUCGUCAUCGGUGGAGAGCAGAAUUUGCUUCUCAGCACCCAGAUUGAUACGCCAUUGAUGUGAUCUGCAUAUUUUAAGCUCAGUUUUACAAAUGCAUGAAUAGUAAUUUUUUUUUGUAAAGCCCUGCAGUCAAAGCAAACAAAAAUUUGGAAACUGGAAAAUGUUGAAAUUAGUUUUAUGCUCAUCUAGGGAUACAUUUCAUAUUCAUUUAUACCCAUUCAGAAUAGCUAAAAUCGAGCUUCUGGGAUUGAGAACUAAUGUUUUGGUCUUUAAACUGCCUAAUUUAAAUAAAAAAUAAAAACUAAGCUCAUAAAUAGCAUGGUGAGAUGCUAGAGUAUGAAACAAUAUAUGUUUCAAAGACUAAAAAAAUUGGAUAGAAAUGUAUUCAGGUGGCAAUCUCCCCUCUGUAUACAUGUGAUAAAUGUCAGGUCUUUGCCAGCAAAUCUCUAAUUUUUUACAGUGUUGGCCUGCAGCUCUUGUUACCAGGAGUCAGAUUAAACCAACAGUGGCCUAAAGUCAGUCUAUCCAUUUCCAUAACAUGAAUCAAAUGUCGGUAUAACUGUGUGUCUCUACAAUAGUAGGAAGAUUGAGUCUCCAUCACCGAAUAUCAUCUGCCUAAAUGUCUCAC
Messenger RNA from Cyprinodon variegatus (sheepshead minnow), 1728 nucleotides. It is a transcript of the gene shisal2a, whose product is annotated as family with sequence similarity 159 member A. Lineage: Eukaryota; Metazoa; Chordata; Actinopteri; Cyprinodontiformes; Cyprinodontidae. The transcript has 3 exons. The record is from RefSeq and is a predicted model, not a curated record. Bases 1 to 507 code for a protein of 168 amino acids.